GCUUACGGUAUUGGCAUGUGUCGUGAAAUUCAUUUUUGCGGCAGCAGUGCGGUGACAAAGUAUUCUAAUUUACAAGAAUAAAUCGUGUUACAUCUUCCAGCAUUGGACGUUUCUACCCUGGGGAAUAAUAAAGCAACGCACUCACAAAAUGCUGCAGGCCUGGCAGCAUCUAUGGAAACGAAUAAACGGUCUACGUUUGGGCAAGACCUUUAAUCGGAGCUCCUCCAGCAUUCUGUAUUUUUUGCUUAGAAACGCCAGCAUUGUCAGAUUUUCUCGUGUUUGGAAUAAUACACCAUUUAAAAAAAAACUUAACAAACAGGACAGAGCAGCAAUGAGUCGUUAAUCUCCACCAAUCAGUUACAAGAGACGCGGCUGUGACAAGGAACGCCGCAAUGGGAGAGGGCAUUGGAAACGACAGGCUGUUGAAUGGCAGACGAUGAGCCUUGAAAUCCCGUGUUAAAUGCUGGCGUUAAUACUGAGCGGCGGAGUUCUGCAUGUCGCGUUAAAUAACUGCGUGCUGCUGCGGCAAGUGACGGACACUCGGACCCGCUCAUUUCCCGAGAUCCCGUGAGCAGGAGCCACAGGGUCCACUGGAAGUAUGUUGGUGACCAGCACUCAAUCUCAGGAAAUCUCAAUAUACCAGGAGAUUAAAGUAACCUCAGAUCAACUGAAGCAACAAAUGGAUGGUGUGGAGAUACGUCCCAGUCGGCCAUAUUCAUCAGAGCCGUACCGUCAGCAAUAUGAGAAUCAGCCGCCAAAUGAACUGAGCUGGUCAAUUCACGCGCCUUCGAGCUUCGAUGUCAAUUCUACUGGUCUUGAUCACAAGUGGGCAAUGACUACCUCUGCUCUUUGCUAUCCCAGCACCCUUCCAAACUCCAUCUGCCUAUCAAACAAAGCAACACCCACUUCGUAUUCAAGACCACCUACGAUCACUCACCAAGGACUGGAUCUAAACUACAGUUUUCAGCCCAUUCAUCAGAGCCACCAAUCACAGCCAGAUAGUUCUCAGCCACCAACUCACAAACUGUACAGCCCUUUCCAGCCUGGAGGAGGACAGGAAGAUGUUCAUUCACACCCUGCAGCUGUAGUUGUACCAGGUUGUAAGCCUGGAUCACCCGAGGAGCCAGGAAAUGAAAUGAAUCUGGAUCUAAUCCCCAACCCAGUUCAGGUGGCGGAGAAUGAUAAAGAGUUAUGGGAAUCCCAAGUAUUUUACACCGACACAAGAGGGCAAGUACCUCCACUGAGCACAACACACUUCCGAGUGGAGGAUCAAGGUCUUGCGAGCCCCAGAUUUGUCCGAUGUACGACUUAUACCUUCCCUUGUACUCCAGAGAUAGCCAGGCUCUCCCACCUCCCUCUCGCUGCUGUUGUUAAACCAUUCGCUGUGCUGCCGGAAGGGGAGGGUCCUGUGCGUGUGGUGGACUGCGGUGAAACUCUUCCUGUCCAGUGUGAGAAAUGUGCGGCCUACAUGUGCCCGAUGAUGCAGUUCCUGGACAAUGGACAUAGUUUCCUCUGUCCUUUCUGUGACAGAAUUUCAUGGGUACCAGACCACUACUUUCACCCCGUUGAUUACAGCGGGAAGCGGGCCGAUCGCCUUAGUAGGCCUGAGUUAUCUCUGGGCUCCUAUGAGUUCCUGUUACCAGAACAGCAAAGCAAGAGCGAUCAAGGCUCAGGUUUAGUGGGAUUCAUUUUCAUGAUCGAUGUAUCAUACAAGGCGGUGAGGAGUGGCUUGCUUGCCUUAGUCUGCGGUGAGCUGAAGAAGGUGGUACAGCGUUUGCCAAGGGAGCCUGGGGCUGAGGAGUCAGCUGUGAGAGUGGGAUUCCUAACGUACGAUAAGUUUCUACAUUUCUACAACGUGAAAAGCUCGCUGGCUCAGCCGCAGAUGAUAGUAAUAACGGACAUCUCCGAUGUGACGAUGCCAAUGUUCGACGGGUUCCUGGUCAACGUGACGGAAUCCGCUGCACUUAUCAACAAUCUGUUGGAUAGGAUCCCCUCGCUGUUCGUGGACAGUACUGAGGAGGAGGUUCUCUUUGGCCCGGUCAUCCAGGCAGGCCUGGAGGCUCUGAAGGCUGCUCACUGCUUCAGUAAACUCUUCAUUUUCCACACGUCGCUGCCCACCGUGGCUGUCCCGGGUCCUGUGAGAAACCGCAACCCCAACAAGGAGCAGUCCUCAUUCCAGCCUCGAAGCAGCUACUACCUGACGCUGGCCAAGCAGUGCGUGCAGCAGGGCUGCAGUGUGGACCUCUUCAUCUUCUCUGACCAGUAUGUAGACCUGGCCUCCCUGGCUCUGCUGACCUUCAAGACCGGAGGAAGUCUCUACCACUACAGCAACUUUAAGGUUGAGAGAGACGCGGAGCAGUUCCAGGGGGACCUUCAAAGGAACGUGGAGAAGCUUCUGGGAUUCAAUGCUGUGAUGAACGUCCACACAAGGAAAGGUAUCAGAGCAACCAACUACUAUGGCUCGUUGUUCAUGAACUCAGCUGAGGUGGAACUGGCUGCAGUUGACAGUGACAAAGCCCUGCUGGUGGAGUUCAAACACAAUGGGAAGCUUCAGGAAAAGGAUGGUGUGCCCAUACAGUUUGUGCUCCUCUACACAACGCUUGGUGGGCAGCGCAGGCUCAGAAUUCAUAAUGUUGCUCUCAACUGCUCCAGCCAGCUGGUUGACACCUUCAGGACAUCCCAGGCCGAAACCCUGUUGAACUACUUUGCCAAGACCGCUUACCACAGCAUGCUUGGUCGUCCCAUGAAAACGGUGCGAGACGAGCUGGUGAGCCGCAUCACUCGGAUGUUGGCCUGCUACCGAAGGCACUGUGCCCAAACUUCGGCCCAUGGAGGCCAGAUGGUCAUGCCGCAAUUUCUAAAAGUCUUGCCUCUGUAUUUGAAUUGUCUGCGGAAGAGUAAAGUUCUCCUGGCAGGGCCAGAUUCCUCCAUCGAUGAGAGGGUCUACCUCAGGCACAUGGUUAUGUCUAUGGAUAUCGCAGAAACCAACGCCUUCUUCUACCCUCGUCUUUUUCCAGUACACGAGCUGGACGGGGGCCAGGCAUCCUUGCCGCGGGCUGUGCGAUGCUCCAGCAAGUGGCUGUCAGCCAAGGGCGUUUAUCUGCUGGAGGACGGACUGAGCCUGCUCCUGUGGAUCGGGAUGUACGCGCCUACUGAGUGGAUCCAGAAUGUCUUCGGGGUGCCCUCCUUCAACGCAGUGGACUGUGGUGUGGGCUCCCUCCCUGUGCUGGAUAAUGCAGUCUCCCGCCAGAUCCGUGAUGUCAUCGACAGGAUUCGCAAGGAGAGGCUGAGAUUCUUGAAGUUACUCAUCGUGAAACAGUCGGAUAUUUCAGAGAGCCAGUUCCAGCAGUUCCUGGUUGAAGACAAGAAUCCCAGCGGGGGAGCCUCCUACGCUGACUUCCUUUGUCACAUUCACGUCUCGAUCCAGCGCUCCCUACAGUAGCGUCUUCCUCUAUCACCUCAGCUUAAAUACGCCAACAGGCCUCACACUCAUCCUUUCCUGCCUUCUCUUUGUUCUCAACCAGCAGGAACAUAAAUAGAGGAACACACACAAAUACUGAGGCUCAAGGCUAGCUCUUCUUUGACCGACUCAUUUUCUGGCAUUCCAAAGUCUUUCCCCUACAAAUCAGGAAGGCGAGGGAAUCUUCAACACCUGCCCAGCUGAGGCUGUCCUUCAUCGCACUUAGAAGCUCAGCAAUGUCCUGCCCUUGUGAUCGGCACCUCAGUCUCCAUCCUGAAUCUCAUUCCAUUCACUGCUGCGCACCACUGUGACUUAUAGAACAUAGAAUAGUACAGCACAGUACAGGCCCUUCAGCCCACAAUGUUAUGCCAACCCUCAAACCCUGCCUGCCAUAUAACCCCCCAGCUAAACCAGCAAACUGAACCACCCAGGAGAACACAAACCUUGCUGUCAUCCAGCUGCACAUCAUACUGACUUGAAAACACACCACCCGUACAUAACAACGUGGCCACUGAGUGUAUGCUCACGGGUCUGCUGAUGUAGCCCAUCCACUUCAAGGUGUGAUGUGAUGUGCACUCGGAGAUGUUCUUCUGCACACCACUGUUGUAACGCCUGGUUAUCUGAGUUUCUGUUGCACUCCUGGCAGCUUGAACCAGUCUGGCCAUUCUCCUCCGACCCACCUCAUUGAUGAGGUGUUUUCACCCACAGAACCGCCGCUCAGUGCACGUCGUUUUGUUUUUCUGCACCAUUCACGUGUCUCCAACCUGGGGUUCGCGGCACAAAAAAGGUCAGAAGCCCUUGCUCGAGAUGCAGCCUCACCAGGGUUUGAUGAAACUGUAAUACAGAUUCGUGAUUCUGAAACUCAAUGUCUUGACUAAUAAAGUCAAGUGUACCAUAUGCCUCCUUUGCCACCCAAUCAAGGGAGCUUAAUUCGACACCAUUAACCAUGUACUGUCCUUUUUCUUUUGAUCUCCUAAAGUGCAACCCCUCAUAGUUGGUACAUCCUCCUUAAAACCUUUCUUCAACCAAAUGUUAAGUUCCCAUCUUCACUAGCCACCUUUUGGCAGGCUCCAUCUAUUGCCCACGUGCAUUUCCAAACAACUGGAGACUAUUAUUUAUUGACUUAGAUUCAAUGCGGAACAGACCCUUCCGGAUCCUCGAGCCACGCCACCCAGCAAUCGGAUUUAAUCCUGGCCUAAUCAUGGAAUAAUUUACAAAUGAAAUGUUAACCUACCAACUGGUAAGUCUUUGGACUGAGGGAGGAAACCCAUGCAGUCAGGGGGAGAAUGUACAGACUCCUUACAGGCAGCGGUGGGAAUUGAACCUGGGUUGUUGCUACUGUAAAGUGUUGUGCUAACCACUAUGCUACUGUGCUGCCCCCAGGGACUUGUUAGAAGCUGAAAAUCUUGAGCAACAAACACACAAAAUGCUGGAGAAACUCAGCAAGCCAGGGAAUUAAUUUAUUUCCCUCCAUAGAUGCUGCUUGACUUGCUGAGUUCCAGCAUAUUUUGUGUUUGUGUUUCUUGAGUCAACUGUCCUUCAUUAUUUAGGUGCACAUGUCCAAACUAGGGGCAAUCCCUUAUGAGCCGGCCAUCCUGGGCUGAGAAGCAUAUUGUGGUCUCCAGGAACCUGGCCAAUCAGAGACCUGUGAAAGAGAAUGACCACAUCCAUAUAAAACAUUUCUUUAACCUACAAGAGUUGCUCUAACACUUCCCUGUUGUGGAAUGCACUGUCUUGUGUGUUGGUCAGUACACUUACCCAGUUUGACUUUUGAGCCUUUUAAUAGUUGCAACAUUAUGGGAAUCCCAAAGAAUAUUCCACAAAGAAAAGGGCAUCCAUCAAUACAAUGUAUGUACAGUCAAUAUAUUGUACAAUAUCAAAUUUGCAUUGAAUGCAAUAUUUAAAAAAAGAACAUUCCUCUGAUACACCCACUAGACACUUUGAGAGAGACCUUUACAGUGACAUAGCAAUACCUCAUCCCAACUCAAUUAUUUUAUACAACAUAGCUUUGGUACCAUUGCUCUUACUGGUGGAUUUGAUGUCACAUGAUCUGGAAGAGGCAAGACUGGGUGGUUAUCAACAGGACACCUUAUGGCCAUUCCAAUGGCUUGCUAAGCCUCAUAGGAAGGUGUAAAGGGCGCAGUUACAUUGAGUAUAGAAACUGGACUUCCCCACUUUACAGUAAACAGAUCUGUGACCACAACUACUUCUCCAAAUCACUGCACUGUGAACCAGAGCUUUUGAUGCUGGAAUACCAGUAAACACCCCGGAAUUUGCGUGCACUCUCAUCCUAGUCAAUUGAAGACUUGGAGAUUACAGGAAGCACGAUUUGUCUUGCUGUUGGGUCUGCAAACCAGUCAUGGGCCUGGAAUUUCUUUUUGCAUUAAACCCCAACCCUCAAGGUGCUCACAUGUUUCUGUGGAGGAGAUCAACUCACCUUUGACCUGGUUCGUUGUCCCACCUGUGGGCUGAGCUUUUAGGGUCAACCUCCAAUGGGUGCUGCAAACCAAAAGGUGCCAUCUCCAGGGGCAAGAAGCCAAACAGCACACGGGCCUGGAGUUUGCAGUGACAAGCACUUUUAUCUUAAGUGGGAAAGCUUAAAAAUAUCCUGGUUCUGAAAUCAGAUGUGGCUAGCUGGCAAGGUGCCGGAGGAACUCAGCAGGUCAGGCAACAGAUGCGGGGCUGGGGUGGAUAAUCGACAUUUCAGAUCGAGACGGAGUCCAGGUGAAAGGUUGACUGUCCAUUUUCCUCUGCAGAUGCUGCCAGAUCCACCGAGUCCCUCCAGCAUCUUGUGUAUUGCUCCAGACUUCCAAGCAUCUGCUGUCUUUUCUGUCCAGCUAACUGGUAGCUAAUUACUAUUGGGUUGACUAUUUUUGAGAACUUUUACUAAGAUUUUAGCUGAAAGACUGAUGGACAUUAUUGAAAUGAAAUUAUUUAUUGUACUUCGGAAAGGUUUUACUAUUGGAAGCCCUGGUUGUAAUGAAAACAUAGCAAUUCUUAAAAAUUUGUCAUCAGGAGCAAAAGGAACUGUUAAGAACACUGUGGUUGUUUUUAUAGAUUUGGCUAAAGCUUUUGAUUCUGUGGAGAUAUAGCCAUUGGUAGGGUCCUGGAUGGAAGCUCUGUGCGUAGAAAUAUUGUUAUUAGUUUAAAAUCUUAACACGGUAUUGUGUGAAAGAUGUGGGGAAGACUGCUGAGGGCACUCACCUUUGCUGCUAUCAGAACCAGUAGCAUUCAUCAGGUAGUUAAAGAGAAAUUACCUGAUCCUCCAGUUAGAUCAGCACAGAAUCAAUGAAAUGAUUGAAACUUUAAUUAUCUAUCUAUUAUUCUCACAGUCAACGCUAAUCCGGAGUAACUAACUGCUCCAAUGUUACUCCAGUUAUUUAUUGCUGAACCACCGAGCAAUGAUUUUUCCUCCUGAAGAAAAACUGGAAUGUUGCAAAUUUAAAAAAAGAUUUUAUUUUGAGUUUUGCACCCCAAGUGGUUCUUUUAAUACCAUGCUUAUGUUCUAACCUUUAUUCCACCUUUUUCUGAACAAUUAAAUAUAAUUUUUACCUCCUGGA
Molecule: messenger RNA, 7020 nt
Organism: Hypanus sabinus (Atlantic stingray)
Lineage: Eukaryota; Metazoa; Chordata; Chondrichthyes; Myliobatiformes; Dasyatidae
Product: protein transport protein Sec24C-like
Exons: 23
Coding region: 599-3442 (947 amino acids)
Biological process (GO): endoplasmic reticulum to Golgi vesicle-mediated transport; intracellular protein transport; COPII-coated vesicle cargo loading
Cellular component (GO): COPII vesicle coat; endoplasmic reticulum exit site
Molecular function (GO): zinc ion binding; SNARE binding
Source: RefSeq, a predicted model, not a curated record